AUGAGAGAGAAAAUCGCACGACCAAUCGAGACAUCACCUCUGCUGAAAGUGCAUGCCGCACCGCAACAGAACCAGUACUCAUACUACAUACUCUAUUUACUGCUUGCUGUGGUGACCCUUUUCACAAUCUCAUCGGUACUCUUACCACAAAUACCCUCUAUCUGGUCUUAUAUGUCCUGGCAGUAUUCGUUACCUCCUGCAUCUUGGCCAGAAAGUAGCGGAAUCACUUAUGACCAACUCCAAAAGAUCCUCUUGGAUACUCCUAAUAGCGACAAGGUCCGUGAGUGGAGCUCUUACUACACGUCCGGGCCCCACCUAGCCGGCAAAAAUUACAGCCAGGCUCUCUGGACGCUGAGCUUAUGGAAAGAGUUUGGUGUGGAGGACACGACCCUCAAAACAUAUGAUGUUUACUUGAAUUAUCCAGUUGGUCAUCGUUUGGCUCUAAUUGAUGAUUCUUCCUCAGCUGUUAUCUUUGAAGCCACUUUGAAGGAAGAUGUGCUUGAAGAAGAUCCUACAACUGGUCUACCAAAGCACGUUCCUGCUUUCCAUGCAUACUCAGCUUCUGGGAAUGUGAAUGCUCGAUUUGUUUAUGUAAACUUCGGCACAUAUGAAGAUUUCAAAGAUCUGGAUAGGGCCGGUAUCUUGUUGGAGGGUACAAUUGCCAUUGCAAAAUACGGUCGCAUAGCCUGCGGGUUGAAAAUAAAGGCCGCUCAGGAGUUUGGUAUUGUCGGUGUUGUCAUCUAUAACGAUCCACAAGAUGACGGAGAGGUUACUGAGGAUAACGGUUAUAAGGCCUAUCCCCACGGACCUGCACGAAAUCCUAGUGCUAUCCAGAGGCAUAACGCUCGAUUCCUAAAUGUUCUUCCUGGUGACCCAACAACCCCUGAAUGUGUAUCUAAGCCUGGAUGUGAGCGACAAGAGACCCGAGAUUCAAUGCCAACCAUCCCUUCUCUUCCUGUAUCAUACAAGGAGAUUCUGCCGUUUUUGAAGGCCUUGAAUGGUCGUGGACCUAGAGCAGAAACCUUCGGUGAUAGUUGGAAAGGUGGUCUAGGUUAUAAAGAUGUUGAAUAUAACAUUGGACCUUCUCCCGAAAACUUGGUUAUCAACUUGGUUAACGAACAAAAUUACCAGGUGACUCCGAUUUGGAAUGUCAUCGGUGUCAUUGAAGGUCAUACUGACGAAGUCGUCAUUCUUGGCAAUCAUCGUGAUGCAUGGGGUGCUGGAGGUGCCGGUGAUCCUAACAGCGGGUCUGCCGUAUUGAAUGAAGUUGUGCGGAGCUUCGGUGAAGCUUUGAAAUUUGGAUGGAAGCCUCUUCGUACUAUCGUCUUUGGUAGCUGGGAUGGUGGGGAAUACGGCCUACUUGGUUCCACUGAGUGGGUUAAAGAUAACUUUCCUUGGAUCUCAGAGACUAAUAUUGCGUACUUGAACGUUGAUAUGGCCGUGACUGGUACUGUCUUCGAGGCUCGUGCAUCCCCUUUGCUAGAGAAGGCUAUCCGAGAGACCAUUGCUGUGAUUCAGGACCAAGAGAAGAUAAUCUGUGACUGGGGCAGUAAAAUUGAGGGUCCGAGUUGUCUGAAAGACCUUCUCGCAUUCCAACAUUUUGCAGGAGUGCCUAGUAUGGAUUUUGGAUUCCGUCGUGCAUCUACUGACCCUGUCCAUCAUUCGCACUCCAGCUAUGACAGUCUUGCAUGGAUGGAAAAAUUCGGCGACCAUGACUGGACUUACCAUUUAUUAUGUGCUAAGCUAUGGGCACUGGUAGCUGCACGACUCAUCGAUUCACCGUUGAUUCCCUUCAGCGCUCGGGAUCAUGCCUUGCAUUUAUAUUCAGCCUUCAACCGAAUCAAAGAACAAUACCCACCCGGUGACCCUUAUCUCCAUUUCGCACUUCUCCAUCAGGCUAUGGAUGCUUACUUCGGCGAGGCUCGCGAAUUUGACUAUUUCACAGUCGGCCUCGCGGAGCGCCUUAGAGAAGUGCCCAUUCCUUGGUAUAAAUGGUGGACUAAGGUUCUCGAAUUUAAUACAGUCCGCAGAGCGAAUGAAAGGUACAAGGCUCUUGAGCGAGCAUUCCUUUAUCUGCCUGGUCUUGACGGCCGUAACUGGUUUAAGCACGUCGCAUUUGCCCCAGACAGGUGGACUGGUAAUUCAACAACCUUACCUGGACUAUUGGAGAGUCUUGAAGAUGGUGACUACGAUAAUAUUAAGGUAUUUCUUUCAUUCUCGAUUCGAAGAUCUCACGCUCACUUGAUUUUUCACUUAUUAGAAAUGGGACUGGAUUAUUCAAAAAAGGCUGAA
Messenger RNA from Penicillium malachiteum, 2292 nucleotides. Its product is annotated as M28 family metallopeptidase. The annotation marks the transcript as partial. The transcript is spliced from 2 exons. Gene Ontology annotation, molecular function: carboxypeptidase activity. The record is from RefSeq and is a predicted model, not a curated record. NCBI's taxonomy places the organism in Eukaryota, Fungi, Ascomycota, Eurotiomycetes, Eurotiales, Aspergillaceae.